Molecule: messenger RNA, 3181 nt
Organism: Acomys russatus (golden spiny mouse)
Lineage: Eukaryota; Metazoa; Chordata; Mammalia; Rodentia; Muridae
Gene: Nbr1
Product: NBR1 autophagy cargo receptor
Exons: 21
Coding region: 1-2955 (984 amino acids)
Biological process (GO): macroautophagy
Cellular component (GO): phagophore assembly site
Molecular function (GO): ubiquitin binding; zinc ion binding
Source: RefSeq, a predicted model, not a curated record
AUGGAACCACAGGUUACUCUAAACGUGACUUUUAAAAAUGAAACUCAAAGCUUUCUGGUUUCGGAUCCAGAAAAUACAACUUGGGCCGAUGUGGAAGCUAUGGUAAAAGUUUCAUUUGAUCUGAAUACUAUCCAAAUAAAAUACCUGGAUGAGGAAAAUGAGGAGAUAUCCAUCAAUAGUCAAGGCGAAUACGAAGAAGCACUUAAGAUGGCUAACAUUAAGCAAGGAAACCAGCUACAGAUGCAAGUCCACGAAAGGUGCCAUGUUGUAGAUGAAGCAUUCCCCCAAACUGUAGUAGAAAAACCAGCAGCUACUAGGACAGGGAAGAAGCCACUUGCACAUUAUUCUUCGCUGGUGAGAGUCUUGGGAUCAGACAUGAAGACCACAGAGGAGCCUGCAGCACAGUCAUGUUCACUUGCUCCUUGUGACACGGACCAGCCUCAAGAUAAGCCCCCAGACUGGUUUACAAGCUACCUGGAGAUGUUCAGAGAACAAGUGGUUAAGGAAACGGUUGAGAAGCUUGAGCAGAGGCUGCAGGAGAAGCUUGUCCUCCAGAACAAGCCACCCUUGGGUUCCUCGCCCUCAGAAGUCUCAAUGCCUGUUUCAGAGGAAACACUGUUUUUGCCAGAGAACCAGUUCAGCUGGCAUAUUGCUUGCAGCCACUGCCAAAAGAGGAUCGUCGGUGUGCGUUACCAGUGUAGCCUGUGCCCAUCCUACAACAUUUGUGAAGAUUGUGAAGCUGGGCCAUACGCCCACGACACUAACCACAUCCUGCUAAAGUUGCGGAGACCUGUUGUGAUUUCCUCCGAGCCAUUUUCCCACUCAAGGUGUUCCACUCCUCGUCUGCCUGCUGCUCUGGAACAAGUCAGGCUCCAAAAACAGGUGGAUAAGAACUUUGUGAAAGCAGAAAAGCAAAGGUUGCGCGCUGAGAAGAAACAGCGGAAAGCAGAGGUCAAGGAGCUUAAAAAGCAGCUUAAACUCCACAGGAAGAUUCAUUUGUGGAAUUCGAUCCAUGGUCUCCAGAGUCCCAAGUCCCCUUUGGGCCGACCUGAGAGCUUCCUGCAGUCCAACACCCUGAUGCUUCCUUUGCAGCCCUGUCCCCCAGUUAUGCCGAUGCUCAGCGCAGCGUUUGUGGACGAGAAUUUGCCCGAUGGGACUCACCUUCAGCCCGGAACCAAGUUUAUCAAACACUGGAGGAUGAAAAACACAGGGAACGUGAAGUGGAGUACAGACACAAAGCUCAAGUUCAUGUGGGGAAACUUGACUUUGGCGUCUACAGAGAAGAAGGAUGUCUUAGUUCCCUGCUUGAAGGCUGGCCAUGUGGGGGUUGUGUCUGUGGAGUUCAUUGCUCCAACCUUGGAGGGGACAUACACUUCGCAUUGGCGUCUUUCUCACAAAGGCCAGCAGUUUGGACCUCGGGUCUGGUGCAGUAUUGUAGUGGAUCCUUUACCCUCCUCUGAGAGCCCUGACGACGUUGAAAGGGCUGUGAUCAGCUCAAGCAAAGCUGAUGAUCUCACCUGUGAGCAAGAGGAAGCUUUUCUUCUAGCUGAAGAAGAGAUUCCACUGGGCACAGUAACAAAGCAGACAGAAAGGUCAGGGACCAGCACCCCAAUAAAGACACAAAAUGUUGCCAGUGAGAGGGAGCUCUACAUUCCAUCAGUGGACCUUCUGACUGCCCAGGACCUGCUAUCUUUUGAGCUGCUGGAUAUAAACAUUGUCCAAGAGUUGGAGAGAGUGCCCCACAACACCCCUGUGGAUAUGACUCCCUGCAUGUCUCCUCUGCCACAUGACAGUCCUUUAAUAGAGAAGCCAGGCUUGGGGCAGAUACAGGAAGAGAGUGAAGGGGCGGGAUUUAAAGCACCUCCUGAUUCCACCACAUCAGCAAAGAGUAAGACGGAGGCUACUGCUUCAGUGGAAGAGACAGAGGAAGAUCUGAGUGGGACCCAGUUUGUGUGUGAGACUGUAAUCCGAUCCCUUACCUUGGAUGCUGCUCCAGACCACAACCCACCUUGCAGGCAGAGGUCCCCACAGAGGGAAUUACAACUACAUUCCACAGAGGAACAGCAUCCAGUUGUGCUGCCCGGAUUCUGCAGAAAAGAUUCUUCCUUGAAGUUUGCCUUGCCUGAAGAAGGACCACUUGGAGAUGAGAGGGAAGAGAUUGUCCACGUUGCUGAGGAAGAAGUUGUUGAGGAGGAGGAAGAGGAAUUCCAGGAUGAAGUUCAAAGUCAGUCUUCGGCUUCCUCUGAAGAUUACAUCAUCAUCCUUCCUGAGUGCUUUGACACCAGCCGCCCCCUGGGGGACUCCAUGUACAGCUCUGCACUCUCACAGCCAGGCCUGGAGCGAGGGGCUGAAGGCGAGCCUGGGGUUGAGGCUGGGCAGGAACCAACCGAGGCUGGAGAGAGACUCCCAGGAGGGGAGAACCAGCCCCAGGAGCAGAGCGUCAGUGACAUCCUCACAACCUCACAGACUCUGGACACAGUGCCCUUAGUCCCCGAGGUGGUAGGACUUCCACCAGCAGUGUCCAGGAGCUCCCCUUGUGUUCAGUUUGCGUCCCCAGGAGUGGAUUCACCAGUUACCAUCCAAGAUGUUCCUUCUGCCCCUGAUCAGAUCAGAGGAGAGCCCAGAGGCUCAUCAGGACUCAUAAGCAGCAGACAGAGAAGCUGUGACCACUCAAGGCACCACAAUGGGAGCAGCAUUGCUGGAGGACUGGUGAAGGGGGCUUUGUCUGUUGCUGCCUCUGCGUACAAGGCCCUAUUUUCUGGGCCACCAGUCACUGCACAGCCCAUCACUUCUGAAGAUCAGACAGCAGCCCUGAUGGCCCACCUCUUUGAAAUGGGAUUCUGCGACAGGCAACUGAACCUAAGGCUGCUGAGAAAACACAAUUACAAUAUUCUGCAGGUUGUGACAGAGCUCCUUCAAGUCAACAACAACGAUUGGUACAACCACCGCUAUUGAGGACCGAUCUUGUAUUAAAUAACUGCCUGCUGCUCAGAGAUGAUCUCUUUUGUCAUUGAGGUGUGGGUGGAAGCCCUUGCUUGUUUUUUAGUCUGAUGAAUCUAUAUCGAGUGUCACUGAGUUGUCAAAACAAAACCUGUUACAGUAUUUUUCAGAGCAAAUCACAGGCCAGAACUUAAAUUUUUACUUUAGAAAUGGGAUGACUGGUAGGAACAAUUUUCAGCUG